Syngnathoides biaculeatus (alligator pipefish) is the source of this 1041-nucleotide messenger RNA. RefSeq names its product trace amine-associated receptor 13c-like. The transcript is spliced from 2 exons. Gene Ontology annotation, biological process: G protein-coupled receptor signaling pathway. The record is from RefSeq and is a predicted model, not a curated record. Gene Ontology annotation, molecular function: trace-amine receptor activity. The coding region runs from base 1 to 1041 and encodes 346 amino acids. Gene Ontology annotation, cellular component: membrane. NCBI's taxonomy places the organism in Eukaryota, Metazoa, Chordata, Actinopteri, Syngnathiformes, Syngnathidae.
AUGGACAACAGAUUGGUGAAGACAGAAGGCCAUCUGAGCGCCUGCUCUUCCAUGGACUCCGGCGACCAAUCGGAUCUCUGCUUUCCACGACUGGCCAACGCUUCCUGCAGGAAGCCCUCAUCUGACUGGUCUGAUGGUUUCCUUUUCAGUGUCCUGCUGUCCGCUGAAUGCGUCCUCGCUGUGCUGCUCAACCUGCUCGUCAUCAUCUCAAUCUCCCACUUCAGGCAACUCUACACCCCCACCAACCUCCUCCUCCUCUCCCUCGCCGUGUCUGACUUGCUGGUGGGCUUUGUGGUGAUGCCAGGUGAGAUCUACAUGAGGAUAUCGUGCUGGUUUCUCGGUGACAUUGCCUGUUCUCUAUGGAGUUACAUGACUCUCACCACAACAUCCUCCUCGGUCGGAAACAUGGUCCUGAUAUCGGUCGACCGUUAUGUGGCUAUUUGUGAUCCUCUGCGUUAUAAUGUCAAAGUCACUGUGAAAAGAAUUCAACUUUGUGUUUGUCUCUCUUGGGUGACUUCUCUUCUAUACUGUGCCAUCCUCUUAAAGGACCAGUUGGGUCAUCCUGGAAUGUACAACUCAUGCCGCGGAGAGUGCGUCAUCGGUUUAGAGGUUUACGCAGGCAUUCUGGACAUCGUCAUAAGCUUUGUCCUUCCUCUCAGCAUCAUCAUUACACUGUACACGAGAGUGUUUGUGGUCGCUGUUACUCAGGCACGAGCCAUGCGCUCUCAUGUUCAAUGUGUCAAAUUACAACAUUCUGCCCCUUUCAGAGCAAAGUCAUCCGAAUUGAAGGCAGCCAGGACUCUCGGUGCUCUCGUUCUUGUCUUUCUGGUGUGUUUCUGUCCAUAUUAUAUUGUCAUUCUGAUGGGUGGAAAUGAGAAUUUAGGUUCACUGACAAAAUAUGUUGUUGAUUUGUAUGGUUUCAACUCAUGUCUGAACCCCUUAAUUUAUGCCCUAUUUUACCCAUGGUUUAGAAAAGCUGUCAAGCAGAUUAUUUCUCUUCGCAUUGUGCAGCGUGCAUCCUGUGAGGCCAACAUAUUGUAG